UCUGCCACGUCUCUCCUGGGCAGCUGCGGAGAGUGAGAGGAAGGGAAGCCAGGAGAAGGGAAAGUGAGGGACCAGUGAUAGUGGAGCUGCUGGCAGUGUGUGCACGCUCUCCGUGAGCCAGAACCCUGCAGCCCCUGCAUCCCUCGCAUGGACUCACCAUGCACAAUACAACUUCCCUGCUCUUUCUGCUAGUCUGACACUGCACAUCCCCAGGCACUCCACAGCCUCCUGUGGUGCCCAUCUGCAUCCCCAGUGUGUCCUCGCUGCAGCCUCCCUGAGCUCCUGGCAGAGGGCAGGGAGGGAUAAGGGAAUCCCCAUCUGAUGACUGAGCAGCUGCAGCCCCCUCAUGUGGCUAAGUUUUGCAAGCUGUAUUUGAGGCUUCAAAGGGGAGCCGACUGGUGGUUCUGGACUUGGACUGGCACCUUGUCAUGCCCGGUGGAAGAAGGGGUCCUAGUCGGCAGCAACUGAGCCGUUCCGCUUUGCCUUCUCUGCAGACUUUGGUUGGUGGUUCUUGUGGAAAUGGCACUGGGCUGAGGAACAGGAAUGGAACAGCUAUUGGCCUCACGGCCCCACCUAUCACUGCCUUGAUUACCCCUGAGCCUGUGCGUCACUGCCACAUCCCUGACCUUCCUCUAGACGGAAAUUUGCUCUUUGAGUUUCUCUUCUUCAUCUACCUGCUGGUGGCCCUCUUUAUCCAGUAUAUUAACAUAUACAAGACUGUAUGGUGGUACCCGUACAAUCACCCUGCUUCCUGCACCUCUCUGAAUUUCCACCUUAUUGAUUACCACGUGGCAGCCUUUAUUACCGUUAUGUUAGCGCGAAGGCUUGUGUGGGCCCUGAUUUCAGAGGCCUCUCAGGUAGGAACUAAGUCCAUGAUCCAGUAUAGUGCUCUGAUCACUGCGCGGCUGGUUCUGCUCACGCUUUGUGGAUGGGUGUUUUGCUGGACUCUGGUCAACUUGUUCCGCAAUCAUUCCGUGUUGAACCUUCUGUUCUUGGGUUACCCGUUCGGAGUGUACGUACCUCUCUGCUGCUUUCACCAAGACAGCCGUUCACAGCCACUCCCUACAGACUGCGGAUAUUUUGUGCCGGACUCGCUAGUUGAUGAUAGUGUUAAUGGAGUAGCAAGCCUAAUUAAACCCAAAGACUUCCUUUCCCUAAUACGCGAGUCCCUGAGGGAACAGUUUAAUUCUCCCCCAUCUAUCCCAUCCCACAGCUGUCCGCUGUCCCCAGACCUCAUACGUAAUGAGGUAGAAUGUCUGAAAGCUGACUUCAACCGCAGGAUCAAGGAAGUCUUGUUCAACUCCCUCUUUAGUGCCUAUUAUGUGGCGUUUCUGCCGCUUUGCUUUGUAAAAAGCACGCAGUAUUAUGACAUGCGCUGGUCGUGUGAGCACCUAAUUAUGGUGUGGAUUAAUGCCUUUGUCAUGUUGACCACGCACCUCCUGCCACCCAAGUAUUGUGACUUACUGCACAGGUCUGCUGCACACCUUGGUAGGUGGCAGAAACUGGAACAUGGGUCCUACAGCAAUGCACCACAGCAUAUAUGGUCAGAAAACACAGUAUGGCCGCAGGGUGUUCUGGUACGUCACAGUCGGAGUUUAUACAAAGCUGUGGGGCCAUAUAAUGUUGCAGUGCCUUCAGAUGUUUCGCAUGCCAGAUUUUAUUUCCUGUUUCACCGGCCAUUAAGGUUACUGAAUUUGUUGCUUAUCAUGGAGGGCAGUUUGGUGCUGUAUCAGCUCUACUCACUCCUCCGUGCAGAGAAGUGGAACCACACACUUUCCAUGGCUCUUAUCCUGUUCUGCAACUACUAUGUCCUGUUUAAACUGCUCCGGGACAGAAUAGUACUGGGCAGGGCCUACUCCUACCCCCUGAACAGCUAUGGACUUAAACCCCACUGAAGCCAAGUAAUCCUGACCUGGCACAGAAGCGAGAGAAAGCAAGACUAUUGAAAAAGGAAAAAAAGGGUGCAAAAAGGAGAAACCAGAAAAAAAAUAUUUUCAUACAGUUCUAUUUUUUUCUUGCAAUGUUUAUAAAUAUUUAAGAUAUUUUAUAUUUUGUAUACAAUUUUGUUGUGUUCACCAAAUGGGGAGAGUUACCACCGCGACGACCGGUGUUAUUGUUCACAUAUACAGCCUGUGUAUAUGUAUUCUGUAUGCGUGUGUAUAAAGAACCCUACACGCACAACCCCCAGGUGUCGCCAAGAAGGGAAAGCCGUAAGGUAUUCUAAGCCGUAUGUGGCGGCCUCCUCUGUAUUCAGCAGAUUUCAUUGCCACUUGCCUGUGUUAAUGGAUCGCAGAGCCUGAUAGUAUUGACAAAACAAUAAAAAAAAGAUCAUUUUCAUAAA
Messenger RNA from Bombina bombina (fire-bellied toad), 2341 nucleotides. RefSeq names its product transmembrane protein 39A (gene TMEM39A). NCBI's taxonomy places the organism in Eukaryota, Metazoa, Chordata, Amphibia, Anura, Bombinatoridae. Gene Ontology annotation, cellular component: endoplasmic reticulum membrane. Bases 429 to 1895 code for a protein of 488 amino acids. The transcript is spliced from 9 exons. The record is from RefSeq and is a predicted model, not a curated record. Gene Ontology annotation, biological process: negative regulation of autophagosome assembly; negative regulation of autophagosome maturation.